GUCAUUGAACAGUGAAGAUGAUCAUCAUUUUUCUUGCUCUUCUUGUUUUGCCAGCUAUUGAAGGCUGUGGAAAGCGUCCCAUGUGGGCGCGAGUUAUCAACGGUCAAGAUGCCACUCCACAUGCAUGGCCAUGGCAGGUAUCACUGCGCGUGCGUGGAAGACAUAUUUGUGGCGGUUCGUUGAUUAGAAGUGACUGGGUGUUGACGGCCGCCCACUGUGUGGACAGGAAUCCCAACCCAAGUGGUUAUACGGUGGUAGUAGGUGCACAUCGACGAACUGGAAGUACUUCAGUMCARCAGACUUUAAGACUCAAGAAACUAAUCAAGCAUUCUGGCUUUUCUAUGCAGAAUCUAAAGCACGAUGUGGCACUGCUACAGCUAGAGAGACCAGUUAGUAUUAGUGAUAAGGUUGGACUUGCCUGUCUGCCGUCGCGAGAGGCACAAGUUGGGGCGAAAUGUUACAUAACAGGUUGGGGUAAAACCAUCGGGACGGGCAGUCAAUUGCCAGAUAUUCUGCAACAAGCAAUGCUCCCUAUUGCUUCUCAUGAAAAGUGCAAACAAAAAUACAGCAUUUUAGAUAGGUCUGCUCAUCUGUGCGCCGGUGAAGCUCGUGCAGGAGCGUCUGGGGGAUGCAAUGGUGAUAGUGGUGGGCCAUUAGUUUGCAAUGAUAAUGGACGAUGGGUACUUCAUGGAGCGGUUAGUUUUGGUCAAAGGAACUGUCCAACAACUCACUACACUGUGUUUGCUAGAGUCAACAGCUACCUGAAUUGGAUGAAUAAACAUAUGGGAGGACCUAUGCCUCCCACAAAUGGUCCUCCACCGCCUCCUCCACCUCCAAUUCCAAGCCCAGGACCUCCAACUCCACCACCACCACCUGGGACACCUCCACCUCCUCCACCACCUCCUCCUCCACCACCCGGAGGAUGUAAGAAUUGGAAUGAUCGCUUUUGCAAUGCACAAACAAGCACUCCAGCUCUUAAAAAAGCCACUUGCARUCAUCCAGUUUCAGGAMCUCUUUGCAAGAAAAGUUGUGGGAAAUGCCGUUAAGUUCCAAGGAAAACUGAUAAAGACAUGAAUAAAAACAUGAAAAAAAUAA
Molecule: messenger RNA, 1095 nt
Organism: Exaiptasia diaphana
Lineage: Eukaryota; Metazoa; Cnidaria; Anthozoa; Actiniaria; Aiptasiidae
Product: chymotrypsinogen A
Exons: 7
Coding region: 18-1046 (342 amino acids)
Biological process (GO): proteolysis
Molecular function (GO): serine-type endopeptidase activity
Source: RefSeq, a predicted model, not a curated record